AGAACAAUCACCAUACAAAUCCCUUGGUCAUGGCGGAGGUAGUGAAGCUGCUUGGAGCAUGGUCCAGCCCAUUUGUUUUCCGAGUGAUAUGGGCACUAAAAAUAAAGGGCAUUCCAUAUGAGUUCAUAGAAGAAGAUGUUACCAACAAAAGUCCUCUGCUUCUGAAGAAUAACCCUGUUCUUAAGAAGAUCCCAGUGCUUCUCCAUGGCGAAAAACCAGUUUGCGAGUCCAUGAUUAUUGUCGAAUACAUCGAUGAGAUAUGGCCCCAAAAUCCCUUGUUGCCCAAUGACCCUUACGAGAGAGCUCUGGCUCGUUUCUGGGUCAAAUUUACCGAGGAUAAGUGUUCUUCAGUGUGGCAAAUCUCUCUCGCUCAAGGUGAAGAACUUGAGAAGAGAGUGAAGGAAACCGUGGAUUUGUUGCAAACUGUAGAAGAGCACGGGUUAGGGGAGAAGAAAUUUUUUGGUGGCGACAACGUAGGGAUAGCAGACAUAGCUUUUGGUGCAGUUAUUCACUGGUUGAAAAUCAUUGAAGAAAUAGUAGGGAUAAAAGUAUUUGAAGCACAUAAAUUUCCUCGCCUGCAUGAAUGGAUUGAAAAUUUCAAGCAAUUGCCUGCAGUUAAAGAAAACCUUCCGGAUUGGGAUUGGAUUGUUUCCUACUUUAAGAGUCACAGAGAAGAGAGGCUUGCAUCCGCCUGAUCGCAGUUAUACUGGCAAUAAUAAAAUCUGUGUUCUUCAGUGUUCCGGGGUUCUGGAUCUGUGUCCAGUCUCUUCUUGCCUUCGUGUCAUCUUUGAGCUGUUUGUGGUUUGUUCUUUCUUGUGUUGGGUCUCGCCCUCCGUUUCCUUUGUGUGGUCGUUUUGUACCUUACAUGCGUGAAAUAACAAGGAAUAGAGGACUCCAUAGCUUCUGAUU
Molecule: messenger RNA, 909 nt
Organism: Populus nigra (black poplar)
Lineage: Eukaryota; Viridiplantae; Streptophyta; Magnoliopsida; Malpighiales; Salicaceae
Product: glutathione transferase GST 23-like
Exons: 2
Coding region: 30-695 (221 amino acids)
Biological process (GO): glutathione metabolic process
Cellular component (GO): cytoplasm
Molecular function (GO): glutathione transferase activity
Source: RefSeq, a predicted model, not a curated record